AGGGUGUAUGUAUGGAUGUAUCAAAACUUGAAAUUCCACUUUGGUGUGACAGCAGGACACUGCCAAGGAAUAAGCUUCCAAUAUGGCUUUUGCUCCAUAACAUUCAGGACCCAAUGAACUUUGGUGCUAUACUUAGAUCUGCUUAUUACCUGGGCUGUGAUAGUGUUGUUGUGCCAGGAUCUGACAGUUGCAAAUUGAGUCCAGUGGUAAGCAAAGCUAGUGCAGGUGCUAUGGAAGUGGUGGACCUGAUGAGGUUAUCAAAAAACUCAACAGAAACAGAUUUAUGUCAAUGGUGGAAGCAGCAGGGUGGUGAAGUAGUUGGAACUGGCAGAGGUGGCAACAAGACAUGCACACUGGAGACGUUUAAAAUGAGGAGGCCAACUCUACUUGUUUUAGGAAAUGAAGGAACAGGAAUAGGUAGGGAGCUAGAAGACUGUUGUGAUACCUGUCUGUUUAUACCCCAAUCAGGAGAAAGUAUAGAUUCACUAAAUGUUUCAGUAGCCACCGGUAUUAUUCUUCAUUGGAUAAAAACAUCAAGGACAUCAGAUGUUUUACAGACUUAAAUUUUUCUUGCACUCUUAAAAAACAUUCAACAACAGUAAUUUAAAGGUAUGAGAUUUUUGUGUUGAAAUAAUUCAAAUUGGACUAUUUUACAUCAGCAGUUGAAAUUCAUGCAAAAAGCUAAUUAUUAAUUAGUGAUAAACUGUUGUUCCAAACAAUUUCCUCAUUUUAUUCAAAUGGGACUGCUACCUGUUUUUAAACCCACUGCCAAUUAAAAGAUCUAUGCCACAUGUAAUUGUCUUAAUGGAAAUAUAU
Physella acuta is the source of this 816-nucleotide messenger RNA. Its product is annotated as rRNA methyltransferase 1, mitochondrial-like. Gene Ontology annotation, molecular function: RNA binding; rRNA (guanine) methyltransferase activity. NCBI's taxonomy places the organism in Eukaryota, Metazoa, Mollusca, Gastropoda, Physidae. Gene Ontology annotation, cellular component: mitochondrion. Gene Ontology annotation, biological process: rRNA methylation. The record is from RefSeq and is a predicted model, not a curated record.